Theobroma cacao (cacao) is the source of this 2091-nucleotide messenger RNA. The record is from RefSeq and is a predicted model, not a curated record. Lineage: Eukaryota; Viridiplantae; Streptophyta; Magnoliopsida; Malvales; Malvaceae.
AUGUUCGUUGUGCAAAUCUUUGUUUAUGGUACUCCGGAAACUAAAUGUUACCUACAAACUAAGCCUAAUAAUCUUGUGAACAAUCUUCUGUCAUCUCCUCCUCUUCCACAAUUAUGCCCUCCUGAACAUAGUUCUGCUUUGAUCCAGUUCAAGAGCAGCCUGUCUUUUCCUAGUUGCUUUGCCUGUGGUGAUUCUUAUCCUAAGACAGAAUUCUGGAGCCAAAGUAGAGACUGUUGCUCCUGGGAGGGUGUCACAUGCCAUAGCAUGACGGGUCACGUGAUUGGCCUUGAUCUCAGUUGUAGUCGACUUAAAGAAAGUCUUCCAUCCAACAGCAGCCUCUUCCUGCUUCAGGAUCUCCGUUGGCCUAACCUUGCUCACCUCGAGUUCACUGGUUCUCAAAUUCCUCCUGAGUUUAGUAAAUUGAGGAGUCUAACCUAUCUCAAUCUUUCUCAUAUAGGCAUCGACUGUUCAGUUACAGAGCAUAUCUCUCCUUUGGCAGAACUGGGUUCACUUGAUCAGUCAUCUCUUCUUUUAAAGCUCGACAACCAUCAUUUUAACAUGCUUGUGCAUAACCUAACAAAUGGUUAUCUCCCUAAAUCAAAUCGGAGUACUUCUCUUAGAUUUUUGCACCUUUCAGGAACAAGUUUCUUAGAGGAGUUACCAGACUCAAUGGGAAAUCUUGAAAACUUGGAAGAACUUGACCUUUCUUUUUGUCAUUUCACAGGGUCAAUCCCUUUAUCUCUUGGAAACCUCACCAAAAUUACUUUCUUACAUUUAAAAUUUAACAAUUUUGAAGGUCAUAUUCCAGAUGUUUUUGGGAACUUCAAGAAACUAAUUAAGUUGUAUUUUUCUUUUAACAAUUUCCAUGGUUUAUUGCCAUCAUCAGCAUUUAACCUCACUAGACUUACUGACAUAGGCUUGAACAAUAACCAUUUAGCGGGACCCCUUCCAGACAACGUAAGUGGACUUUCAAAUCGUCAAAACCUCCUUUAUCUGCAAACUUGCUUAAUGGCAGAGUACCAGAGCAAUUUCCUGGGAAGACUCUUCAGACUCUUGACCUUCACUCAAAUUCACUUCAAGUACCACUUCCAACUCCACCAAUGUCAAUACAUCACCUCUUCAUUUUCAGAAAAUGAAUUGACUGGAGAAAUCCCUUCAGGGUUUUACGAUAUAACUUUCCCUCAAGUCCUCGACUUGUCAAAGAACAACUUGAGUGGGAUCAUUCCAAAAUGUCUUGGAAAUUGUGGUUCCCUGUCUGUUAUGAAUUUACGAAUGAAUAACUUCGAUGGCAAAAUCCCAAGAAGCCUUACAAGUCAUAUCCCACUAUCAUUGGGGAAGUUGUUAGCACUCGAAUCAUUAGAUCUCUCAUCAAAUAUGAUUGAAGGAAGCAUCCUUAUGCAAUUAAGGAAUCUGAUAUUUCUUGCGGUGUUAAAUCUUUCUCAAAACAAUCUCAUGGGACCGGUUCCUAAAGGAAAUCAGUUUGAUACUUUCACAAAUAAUUCCUACGUAGGUAACUUACGGUUUUGUGGGUUUCCAUUGUCAAAUGAAUGUGGCGAAAGUGAGGGAAGAGAACCUCCUCCGUCAAUAUUUGAUGAAGAUGAUGAUAAAGGAGGAGCAUUUACUUGGAAAUUUGCAAUGAUGGGAUAUGGAUGUGGACUUGUGUUGAGAUUGAGCAUGGGAUACAUUGUAUUCACAACAGGAAAACCAGCUUGGCUAGUGAAGAUAAUCCAGAGAGCCCCACACCAAAGAGUCAGAAGUGACCUAGUUGUCAAGAUGUUGGGGUUCUUUACUUCUGUAGGAUCUGCUAAAAUGAAAUGUUUGAAGUACAUAGAGGAAAUUCCAGAUUUCAUUACUGAAAGUUUCAGAUCAAUUCUUGAAAGUGAUUCAGUUAGAGCUAUUAAAUGGACUAAGUCCCCUGAUUUGGCUCCAUGGAAUUUGAGGAAUCAAGUGCUUCAUAUCCUUGUUUUGGCUAGUAAAGUUAAACAGUGGCAAAUUCAACACGCUAUUAGAUCUGGAAACACUAUUGCUGAUUCACUUGCCAAGCCCGGUGUUGGGGGGGAUCAAUAUCUGUUGUUACUUCACUCUGUUUAA